Lachancea meyersii CBS 8951 is the source of this 1530-nucleotide messenger RNA. NCBI's taxonomy places the organism in Eukaryota, Fungi, Ascomycota, Saccharomycetes, Saccharomycetales, Saccharomycetaceae. The record is from the annotation of a GenBank genome assembly.
AUGUCCUCGUGCGUAUUUAUAUUGGACGAACAGCUCGACCUUCUGAUAUUCAAGAACUUCAAGUCUGUACCUAACCCAAAGGCAUUUGUCGAAUUCUUUAAAAGCAUCUACAAUACCAACUCUGGACCUGUCAUCGCGCACCGGGGAAUCGUGUACGUUUAUGUGUGUCGAGAUGGACUCUUUUACGUGUCUGUAGUUUUGGGCAGCUCGGGCUUCAACGUCAUGGCCAUCCUAGUGUAUCUGAGUGAUUUCCAUGCGCUAGUGAAGAAAUACCUGCACGUCUCGCAAGUGGACCGCAACAACAUUGUGGACAAUUUCAAUCUCGUGUACGAGCUUCUGGACGAAAGUAUGGAUUUUGGUAUUCCUCAACUAACUGAAUACAACAUCAUUCGUGAAUUUAUCAAGAUCGAGGCCAAUGUGCCCGCCAAGAACGAGGGCCACCGCAAUUCCUCGUCCAAAGAUGACGAAAGUGACAGCGAUCACGACGAGCAGUCGCUUUUGAAAGCCUCUGUGGUCAAAGACAAAGGGAAGAAAAAUGGAUUACAAGGCGACGAGCAGUACAUCAACAGUUUUAUACUUCGAGCCACAACCCAGGCCAUAUCUUGGCGUCCAAAAGGUAUCUACUACCCGAAGAACGAACUGUUUGUUGAUGUGGUUGAGUUGCAGGCAUACUUAAUGGACAUGAGUCGCGGCCAAGUACGCAAAAGUUUCAUACAGGGAAAGAUCAUAUGCCGGUCAUAUCUCUCGGGGAUGCCCAAGGUCAAAAUGUGCCUUAACAAGAUGCUCAAGAAUAAGGAUUUGUUCUUAUCCGCAGCUAAGUUUCAUCAGUGCGUUUCUCUAAACGCUCUCAACAGUCAAGAAGUAAUAGAGUUUAUACCGCCAGAUGGAGAAUUCCAGCUAUGCGAAUAUAAGCUGAAGCGCCAUAUCAACGAUCCGCCCGUCAUUAAAGUGACAGACUACAAAAUUACAAAGCGCGAGAAAAAGCAGAGGGUUCAAUUGAAAGUUACUGUGGAGCCUCAUUUCAAGACCCAGAAUACCGCCAAAUACCUGAAAGUUCACAUUCCCGUUCAAAGACUGUUCCGCAAAUACAGCAUAGAUUUAAAAAAGCCCCCCAAGUUCAAAUGCGAUUAUGGGUCGAUGGCCUUUAAUGUCACCACAGAAAGCUUGCUUUGGGAAGCUGAGGGCAUGAAAGGUGGGCAUGGCGAAGUCAGUUAUUCGAUGCAAGUUGAGUUUUCUCUAUUUGACGAAGCUGAAUAUAAAAAGGAACUCGAAGAAUUGCAGCAUUCUAUGGAUCCUCCACCUCUGCGAGAUGGAGUAAAGCUGGAUGAGCUUUACGCUCAGAUUAGCGAGAACAAGACCGAGACGGCUGAGCGGAAACGCAUAAUGGUAGAAUUCGAGGUGCCCUAUUAUGCAUGCAGUGGUUUGAAGGUUGAGUACCUUAAGAUAGAAGAGGAGCAACUUGAAUACCAGUCGUUUCCUUGGGUAAGGUACAAAACGGUUAACGACCAGGAGUAUGCCUACCAAAUCUAG